UUCUUCUAUUUUGGAUGGUUUCGAAACAAAUUCGAACAAAACGAAGUAUCUCUCUCCUUCUCUCUCCCCCCUCUUCUUCUCUCUAUCAAUUUCUUCACUUCCUCACCUUCUCCGCCCCUCAGCUUCCACUCCAACUCUCCAUCACAGGCGCACUUGGAGCGAUUUCUUCAUCCGUCAAAUGGCUGCAAUGUCAGUGAAGAUUUUCCAAAAUGUUCUGCUAGUACACUGCUACCAACAGAAUAGGCAGUUCUGCACCCAAUACCAAAGGGAUUGUUUUGCCCCUAAUAUGCGCAACUUGCUUCCUAAUUGGGGAGGGAAGUUAGCAUGGAAUGACAUCUCUGCAAUGCAAUUUCACUCCUUAUCAAAAUAUCAGACACAUUAUGUUAACAGAAGAACUGUUUAUUGCAAUGCUGCUCCAUCUACUACUCCAGUAUCAUCACUUGGAAAGGUUGAUUUCCUCAAGCUUCAGAAUGGAAGUGAUAUUCGAGGUGUUGCUGUUGCUGGUGUUGAGGGAGAACCUGUUACCCUCACUGAACCUGUUACUGAAGCAAUAGCAGCUGCAUUUGCUGCAUGGUUAUUAGACAAGAAGUCUGAUACAUCUAGACGUCUGAAAGUUUCUAUUGGUCAUGAUUCUCGAAUAUCCGCUAAAAGCCUACAGGAUGCAGUUUCUCGAGGAAUAGCGAGUGCUGGCCAGGAUGUCAUUCAAUACGGGUUAGCGUCCACGCCAGCAAUGUUUAAUAGCACAAUCACCGAAGAUGACAACUUUUUAUGUCCAGUUGAUGGAUCAAUUAUGAUUACAGCAAGUCAUCUUCCUUACAACAGGAAUGGAUUCAAAUUCUUCACAAAUGCUGGAGGGCUUGGGAAAGCAGAUAUUAAGGACAUUUUGGAGCGGGCUGCAAAUAUAUACAGUAACUUUACAGUUGAACAUUUGCAAGAUGCAGAACGAAAGGCUUCUUCAUAUAUAAAACAAGUUGAUUACAUGUCUGUUUAUACAUCUGAUCUUGUAGCAGCUGUACGCAAAGCUGCAGGAAAUAUAGAGAGGCCUCUGGAGGGGUUUCAUAUAGUUGUUGAUGCUGGGAAUGGAGCAGGAGGAUUUUUUGCUGCAAAGGUGCUUGAGCCUCUUGGGGCAAUUACUUCUGGCAGUCAAUUUUUGGAGCCUGACGGUUUAUUCCCCAAUCAUAUCCCAAAUCCUGAGGACAAGGCAGCAAUGAAAGCUAUCACCCAGGCAGUUCUUGAGAACAAGUCUGAUUUAGGAAUUAUUUUUGACACUGAUGUGGACAGAUCCGCUGCUGUGGAUACCAUUGGCCACGAGUUCAAUCGAAAUCGCCUAAUUGCUUUAAUGUCAGCCAUUGUUCUCGAGGAACAUCCAGGAACAACAAUUGUCACAGAUAGUGUUACUUCAGAUGGAUUAACAACAUUUAUUGAAAAGAAACUUGGAGGGAAGCACCAUAGGUUCAAAAGGGGCUACAAGAAUGUCAUUGAUGAAGCAAUUCGUCUGAACUCAGUUGGUGAGGAGUCACACCUGGCUAUUGAAACCAGUGGCCACGGAGCUUUGAAGGAGAAUCACUGGCUUGAUGAUGGUGCAUAUCUCAUGGUCAAGAUCUUGAACAAACUCGCAUCUGCAAGAGCUUCUGGAGUAGGCGGUGGAUCCAAAGUUCUGACUGAUUUAGUAGAAGGUCUAGAAGAACCUGUUGUCGCUGUCGAACUGAGGCUAAAGAUUGAUCAGAACCAUCCAGAUAUUAAAGGAGGGUCCUUCCGUCGAUAUGGAGAAGCUGUGCUGGAACACCUGCUGAACAUUAUAGGCUCAGACCCAAAGCUUCAAAAAGCUCCAGUUAACUACGAAGGCGUGAGAGCUUCUGGAUAUGGAGGUUGGUUCCUUCUGAGACUCUCACUUCAUGAUCCUGUUUUGCCUCUUAAUAUUGAGGCACCGAGCAUGGAGGACGCUAUCAAACUUGGGCUUUCAGUGCUUGCCGCUGUUAAUGAGUUCCCUGCUUUGGACACAUCUGCCUUGAACAAUUUUGUCCAGGCAUCGUAAGCUGCCACUGUCAGCUUCACUGUGCAUUUUCACACUUCAAAGGUGAGUUUUAUGUAUAUGGAAUGGACUACCUGAAAGUAAGAUGGGCAUCUUCAGUGGUUCUCUUUUGGGUAUCAGUUAGAAUUUCCGAAUAAUUUCUGGAGUAUUGUGUCCCAAUUCUGCUUGAGUUUCCUAUGUAAACCUCUUAUAAAGCCUCAUAUUACCAAGUUCUGUAUCUGUCUUAUGUAUCCCGGGUAAAUAAUAUGUAGAGAACCUGGAUUUUUCUCUAUCCGUAUGGCGUUCUACAGUACAAGCAACGGUAAAAAUUUUAUCAUAGCUCAUCAUAAAGAAGAUUUUUUGGUA
Messenger RNA from Diospyros lotus (date-plum), 2377 nucleotides. RefSeq lists its product as uncharacterized. The coding region runs from base 179 to 2035 and encodes 618 amino acids. Gene Ontology annotation, cellular component: chloroplast stroma. The record is from RefSeq and is a predicted model, not a curated record. Gene Ontology annotation, molecular function: phosphomannomutase activity. Gene Ontology annotation, biological process: carbohydrate metabolic process. Lineage: Eukaryota; Viridiplantae; Streptophyta; Magnoliopsida; Ericales; Ebenaceae. The transcript is spliced from 19 exons.